Messenger RNA from Scedosporium apiospermum, 1248 nucleotides. RefSeq lists its product as uncharacterized. NCBI's taxonomy places the organism in Eukaryota, Fungi, Ascomycota, Sordariomycetes, Microascales, Microascaceae. The record is from RefSeq and is a predicted model, not a curated record. The transcript is spliced from 2 exons. Bases 1 to 1248 code for a protein of 415 amino acids.
AUGCCUGGUCUAAUACCUCUAAUGCUCAAGCCCGCAACGGCGGGCACUCGGCAAAGCGUCCUAUACUCUUCAAAUCCCCAGACUACUUCCCCUUCAGUAUCGCGGUCCCCAUCUGCGACGUCGGGGACACCGAAGGAUGCCUUGCAACGGUUGUCUUCACCUCCCGCCUUCCCGUCAGGGCAACAAAGCCUACCGCCUGUCGCGAUUCAGAAGCAUAUGAGGCGCUUCUCUUAUCAGGCGGCACCGACCACUCUUCCCAUGGUGCCUUACACCCAGGCGGAGUGGAUCAAAGCGGUGAGCGAGGUAAAGCGUCUGUACCUGCACCGAAGAUACAGGCCUUGCUCCGUAAGGUGCAGCUCCAUCUUGGACAACAUCAAGGACACUUCUAAUGUCGAGCCAGCCUACCUCAUCUACCUUAAUUUCUACGCCGCCAUCUCUAAGGAGAUGAGCUCUAGGGCCCUUCACCCAGCGUCGCCCUACAGGACGACCUUGUUGCGGCAGGCGGAGGCCCACUACAACUGCGCAGCCGACCUCAUCCAGGCCGAGGAUAACACCAUGAAGCGUUUCUCUCGUGUUUCUACUGCUUCGUCCAACAUCAACUCGCCCGCUGGCUCUGUUAGUUCGAGAGCGUCGACCACGUCAACCCGCCUCUCCUCGCCCACUCCAUCUAUCUACGGCGUUGAUGACAAGCCUGCCGCAGGGGCAGUGACGGCGCCGGCGAAGAAGCGUGUCACUUUCUCUGAUAUGGUGGUCGAGCCCAUUAUCCGGCCUGAUUCCCCAACUCUUGGUUUCGAUGACUGGGUAGCCCCCACUCCCCCUACCGAGCUCAAGUCGGCUCUCCACAUUCCCCAGCCGCAGCCCGUCUACCAACCGGAAUCUACCGAAGCGCCGGAAUUCGAGGACGAAGAGCGCAGAGUGUUCAACUUCCGAGAUAGCGAACUUUUCUUGCCCGAAACGUCGGUCGACCGAUACUGCUCGAUACUUUCGGGCCUCGGCACUCAAGUCAUGAUCCAUCUCGCGUCAAUUCGUGCCGAACUCGAGAAGCCCACGACAGAGGAUAACUUCAUGUCCGGUCGGUCCACACCAGAGUCCACCACGGGUGCCACUGACGCGGCUGUCGAAGCCGCCAAGGCACUUGAGCUUCGAGCACGCAUCGACAGACUGAAGCAAAACGGAUGGCGCCGGAGGCGAUUUGAUCCGUCGAAGUACCAAGCUCUACGCGAGAGUGUUCUUGCCGAGCUCGAGUAA